Neoarthrinium moseri is the source of this 456-nucleotide messenger RNA. RefSeq lists its product as uncharacterized. The transcript has a single exon. The record is from RefSeq and is a predicted model, not a curated record. Gene Ontology annotation, molecular function: deaminase activity. Lineage: Eukaryota; Fungi; Ascomycota; Sordariomycetes; Amphisphaeriales; Apiosporaceae. Bases 1 to 456 code for a protein of 151 amino acids. Gene Ontology annotation, cellular component: mitochondrion; cytosol.
AUGUCUCCCAACGGAACAGCAUUUGUCUACAACCCGGACUCGCCUGAGCCCGCGACGAGAUAUGCGCACGCCCGGGUUGCCCCGGCAUCGGCCCAUCGAACCAUCUACGUCUCGGGCAUUGCCUGCGUACAGCCAGACGGGACGUACGCGGGCGUAACCGAGAAGGCCGACGGAACGCACGAACUCGAUGUGCGAGCCCAGACAGCAGCAGUUCUCAGAAGAAUCGACGACAUCAUCAAGCAGGCGAGCGGCGGCAAGGGUGGAAUCGAGAACGUGAUCGAUUCGGUCGUUUACCUUACCGACAUGAAGAGCCAGUAUGCCGGUAUGAACGAGGAGUGGAACAAGGUCUUCAAAACCCGUGCCGUGGCGCCAGCAAGGGCCACGAUUGGUGUCAAUGAGUUGCCGGAUCCAAGAUUUAUCGUAGAGGUCAAGGCAACUGCCGUAGUGGAGAUGUGA